Molecule: messenger RNA, 1913 nt
Organism: Platichthys flesus (European flounder)
Lineage: Eukaryota; Metazoa; Chordata; Actinopteri; Pleuronectiformes; Pleuronectidae
Gene: tfb2m
Product: transcription factor B2, mitochondrial
Exons: 10
Coding region: 238-1581 (447 amino acids)
Biological process (GO): rRNA methylation; transcription initiation at mitochondrial promoter
Cellular component (GO): mitochondrial matrix
Molecular function (GO): mitochondrial transcription factor activity; rRNA (adenine-N6,N6-)-dimethyltransferase activity
Source: RefSeq, a predicted model, not a curated record
GCAGUGCAAUUCCACGAGACGAGCGCAGCAAAAACAAGCAUCAGGGGGUCAGGAUGAGCAGGGCUCAAUGUCACGGAGCUUUUCCAGCAAACAGACCAACCUGAGCCUACGUCACAUCACUGCGGGCCGGCUAUUGGGAUAUACAAGAGAUUCUACAAGUAGGCGGUGACAUCAUUGAGCGGGACUUGAAUCUCCCUCUGCCUGUCUCCUGUUGUGAAACACCACUGCUCCAUCACCAUGUCCAUCCAGAUAUUUCGAGUGGUGGAGCUGGUGAUGCGCUCUGCUUGCAGCAACACCAUUAGAAGUAGAUCCUAUAUGCGAAAGGCUGGUCUGGCCCCAGUGGGUCCCCCUGGCCUCUGUGUUCCUGUGCUUCACAGGAGGGCCUACAGCCUAGACUCUCUCUCUUCUGGCCCUGGUCGGCCCACACUUGGCUCGACUUCACAGCAGCCCCGCACAGAGAGGACGUCCCCUUCAGCAGCACUCGCACACAGGAACCUGUCGGCUGUGGCUGUACAGGGCCAACGUCGCCCAUUGUGCCAGUAUGACUUCCUGGACGUCGGGCAGGAAGAAGAGAAUGUACGUCGUGCGAUGUCCUGUAAAAAGAUCCGACACUUUAUUGUGGACCCGGACCUGGCUAAAGUAGUAACACAGCAUCUAGAACCUGAGGCGUCUAAAAGUAUUAUCUUCGAAUGUAACCCAGGUCCUGGGGUGUUGACACGGACUCUCCUCAAUGCUGGAGCUCAGAGAGUCGUUGCUCUCGAGGAAGAUAAGUCCUUCCUACAUGAUCUACAGGAGCUAGAGGGUCAUCUUGAUGGUCAGCUGGAGGUGGUUCACUGUGACUACUUUAAACUAGAUCCCAUGGGCAAUGGAAACCUGAGGGCCCCUGUCAUGUCCAGUGACAAACUCUUCACUGAUCUGGGAAUAUCAGAGAGUAGCUGGGCUGAUGACAUCCCAGUGAAGGUGGUGGGCAUCCUGCCUCAGCGUAAUGAGCGUGGCAUGCUGCUGAAGAUGGCCUACUCUAUGUUUGAAAGGCUGUCUGUCUACAGAUAUGGAAGGGUAGAGCUCAACCUCUUCAUGAGCGAGAAGGAAUACCUGAAACUGGUGUCACGUCCAGGCAGCAUGUUUAACUACAGAGCCUUCAGUGUCCUCUGGCAGAUGUCCUGUGACAUUGAUCUGUUGCACAAGGAGCCAUGGGAGUCAUUUGUGAAGUCAAAACAGGGUGCAUCUAAACCUAAAGGCAGGCUUCCCAAUGACCACCUCUGCCUGGUGCGUCUGCGUCCACGAGCCGAUCUGUUCUCUGAUGGCCUCAGUCCCUCGAAUGCUUCAACUCUGCUGAUGAUGGUCAAACAGUGUCUGGCAAAGAGGAAGGUCAAGCUCAUUGAUAGGCUCAAUCUCUGGUCACCAGAUAGUGGGAGUAGGCUGUUAUCUGAAGUGGGCAUGCCGUUGGACAUUCUGACGGGAAACGUAUUUCCAGAGGAGUAUCUCCAGCUGUUCCAGUUGAUGGACAAGAGUAAGGAGUUCACACAGAGCUGGCUCUACGAGGAGAUCCUGGAGAACACACAGAGAGAGGGUUGGGCGUAAAAUUGUCAUUUAUGGAAUUACGACACAAAAAGGUGCAUGUUUGUAUGCACCUUUUUGUGUAUGUAUGAUAAAGUGAUGGUUUAUGUAAAAAGAAUAAGGUUUGCAUAAUAAAUCGUGGGAUAUGCAUACAUAAAGAAAUGUAUACAAAUAAGUCAAACAUUAUGAAAUUAGGAUUGCAUAUGUUAAGGAAUUUUUUCACUGUAUAGAUUCAUGUCUUGUAUAUUUUUGUAUUUUCGUUGUGAACGUAUAAACUCCUGUAUGUUUAAAAUGCCCUGCUUUAAGCAGUGUAUGAGUUGUGUGUUUAAGAUAAUUUAUAAAUAAUUAAGUCAGAA